Molecule: messenger RNA, 5350 nt
Organism: Gavialis gangeticus (Gharial)
Lineage: Eukaryota; Metazoa; Chordata; Crocodylia; Gavialidae
Gene: CEP83
Product: centrosomal protein 83
Exons: 15
Coding region: 128-2281 (717 amino acids)
Cellular component (GO): centrosome
Source: RefSeq, a predicted model, not a curated record
UUUAUGCAUUUGUUUGCAGCAGGUAAUUUUACUUUCUGAGAUGCCACAGGUGAAAAGAUAGAUGGAAGUCUUUUGAAGGUGCUGAUUUUGGACUAAAUUCAUUACUACGUGGCUGUUACCAACAAGAAUGGAUACUUUCACCAGCCUCCUCCCUCCAACAAGUGGAAGUGGUAAUCUUGCUGGUUCACAAGAAGAACUACAGAAGCUUUUAAUUGAUGAAAGAAUGCGGUGUGAACAUCAUAAAACACAUUAUAAAACUCUGAAAGCAGAACAUACACGGUUACAGGAUGAGUAUACAAAAUCACAGAAUGAGCUCAAGCGGUCAUUGGUUGAAAAACAAACCAACAAUGACAAAUUUCAGUUUCUUCUUGCUGAACUCCGAGGAGAAUUAUUAGAUAAAACAAGAGAACUAGAAGAACUGAGGAUGCAGGUGCUAACUCCUCAAAAGCUGGAGUUGUUAAAAGCACAAAUACAACAAGAAUUGGAAACUCCAAUGAGAGAUCGAUUUAGGAAGCUAGAUGAAGAAGUAGAAAAAUACCGAACAGAAUAUAAUAAACUGCGUUAUGAACAUACCUUUCUAAAAUCAGAAUUUGAACACCAGAAGGAAGAACAUGUUCGUGUUUUAGAAGAGAAAAAAAUAAAGUAUGAGGCUGAGAUAACAAGACUGGAUAAAGAUAAAGAAGAACUGCAUAAUCAGCUGCUUAGCGUUGACCCCACCAGAGACAGUAAGCGUGUGGAGGCACUUCUGAGGGAGAAGGCUCAACUACAUCAAAAAGUAAAAAGUUUGGAAGCUGAAGUAGCAGAAUUACAGGCAGAGAGAGAAAAUUGUGGUGUGCAAGCAGAAAGUGUCCAAAGAAUACAGGUGCGACAAUUGGCUGAAAUGCAGGCAACAGUGAGAUCUCUGGAGGCAGAAAAGCAGUCAGCUAAACUACAGACUGAUCGUAUUGAAAAAGAACUACAAAUGAGUAAUGAGCAGAACACACUCUUAACCAGCAAACUGCACAAAGCUGAACGAGAAAUCAAUGCCUUGACUACUAAAGUAGAAGAACUUAAGCAUUCACUCAAAUUAGAAGUAACAAAUGUGAAACUGGAGGCAGCAAAAGCAAAAAGUGAGGUAGAAAGAGAGAAAAACAGGAUUCAAAGUGAAAUGGAUGGACUGCAUUCAGACAAUGAGAUUCUGAAGACGACAGUUGAACGCCACAAAGUGCUUUUAGUAGAAAAGGAUCGUGAGCUAAUUCGUAAAGUGCAAGCUGCCAGAGAAGAAGGCUUUCAAAAACUUGCAGCACUGCAAGAUGAAAAGUUAGAACUUGAGAACAGAUUAGCUGAGCUAGAGAAGAAUAAAGUGGAACAAGAUGCUUGGUGGCAGUCUGAAAAGGGUCAGUAUGAAGAGAAGCUACAUGUUGUGCAGGUGGCUGAAGAGUCCAGCAGAAGAGAACUUCAGAAUGUUAGGUUAAAACUUCAACAGCAAAUUAUUCAGACAGAAGGGUUAGAAAAAGAGAAAAGCGAAAAUGCUGAUCUUAAACAGCAAAUUCAUGAUUUGCAGCUCCAGGUGGCCUCACUUUCUCAAUCAGAAAGUGACUUGCUGGAUUCCAAUGAAAAACUUAAAGAAGUGUUGGAGAGACUAAAACAAGAAUAUCGAAAUGCAAGAAGUCAAGCAGAAAAGGCUCAGCAAGAAGCAGAGAAGAGUUUAGAAGACAAACGCAUAGAAUGGUUGGAGGAGAAGCAUAAAUUAAUUCAGCGCAUCACAGAAAGAGAAGAGAAGUAUAACCAAGUGAAAGAGAAACUUCAUCGGGCUGCUGUUGCUCAAAAGAAGAGAAAGGCUCUCACUGACAAUAAACAAAAGAGACUGCAGGAGAAAAUAGAACUCUUGGAAGCCAAGAGAGAAGAACUAGAAACAGAAAACCAGGUGUUAAAUCGACAGAACGUUCCCUAUGAAGAAUACACACGUCUUCAGAAAAGGCUAAAGGAUCUGCAGCGCAGACACAAUGAAUUCCGGAGUUUAAUUCUGGUUCCUAACAUACCGUCACUCAAUCCAGUCAGUAUAAUGUCAUCUACCUUGAUCCCUGUGCCUGAAGUCUCUUUUCCGCAUCUGCAGGAGGAGCAGCAUCAAAGGGAGCUUUCCUUGCUUCGCAAGCGACUGGAAGAGCUAGAAACCACACAGAGAAAACAACUCCAAGAGCUUGGGCCAUCUGGAGAGCGAGGUAGGCUGGGACUGCACAGUGAUGCUGGCAGAAACAGGAUAGGUGAAGAGGACAACAUGCAAAAUGAGGACUCCAAAUAAAGUGUACAAGAUUUAAUUGCUGCUUCCUUAUAAGUGCUUUUUAGUACUUUGCCACAAACAUAUGGAUGUGCAUCAGACUAGAAGAAAUAUAUUCUGCAUAGUUUUCUAUGUAUUUUUGAUAGAACAUAAUGGUUUGUUAAGCACUAACUUGAGAGAAAAACUAAGAAAAAAUUGUCUUCCAAAUUAAUUAUUUAUAUAUACCAAAAUAAAGCAUAUAGAAAGAUCGUGUUGUAAAAGCCUUUUAAAGAAUAUUUAUUAAGGUUUUUUGGAUCGUGUUAACAUGUUGUUUUUAAAAAAACACAACACAAGUUAUUCCCAGUAAUUUUUCCAGACAACUCUUGGAAACAAGUGAAGAGAGAGGCUGGACUUAUGUUUGGCUGCUAGCACAUGCAGAAGGGCAGAUGAGGAAAGCAGGCCAAAAAGUGGACUUGCUAUUCAUGACAAUCCAAGUCUCUUUCAUGACUCAAUUAUGAGAGAAGCAAUAAUCAAGUUUUUAACAAAUGCUGCAUUGUAGACAUAUGCAUAUUUGCCUUUUUUCAGGAAUCCUAAGUUUGUAUUUGUAGCUAAUGGGUUGUGUGUCUGUUUUACUUAUCAUUAACAUAUUUAUCUAUUCAAGGGUUAAUAUAUUUUCUUACCUCUCCACUUGUUCUUGUAUUAUUUCCCUCUCUGACUUCAGUGAAUUUCAGUGGAUUUUUUAUAAUGAGUAAGUAAAAAUCUUCCUACUAGUGUGGUAACAGUUCUUCACUCGCAUUCUAAAAACAGCUAUGAGCAUGUGCAGUGGUUGACCAAACAGGAGCAUUACUUUCUUUUUUAAUGGUUUAUCCCAUACUGUUUAAAAAUGCAUCCCUUUCAGAUAAAUACUGCAGAGUGAGCAGAAGACUGAGUGGCUAAUGACAUGAUCUGGCACUUUUCCAGUAGCAUCUAUCCAAACUCUUCUCUUCACCAUCUGCAUUUCCAGCUUCCCAUAGAUCAUGUACAUUUGAGUAUUAUAAUAUGUUUUUCUGGGAAAAAAAGUCUUAAAUUAUACACACCAUUUCUACAGAAUAUAAGCUAUAUUCUUCAGCAGUAUAAUUGUUUAAAAUAGUAGAAGCUGUCACUGAAAACUUCAGGAGGAAUAGUCUGGAAUACUAACCCAGUCCUUAUUUGUAUCUGAGGUAGGUUUCCCAAAUUUAGUACAAAUGAAGAUGUGUACCAAGUGGGAGGCCUUUGUGGAUGUCAAAUGUAGGGGUAAAAAUACAGUUAAUUCUCUUACCUGGCAUCCCCAGAGUAAGGGGAUUACUGGUUAUGUAAUGUAAAAACUUUGGUUAUCUGAAAAAACCUGGCGGGGUUUUCUGAUGGGGGGCAGGGGGGCAACAGCACCAGCAGCAGUCAUGUGCGAGCUUCCCCCGUGUCUGGCCAGCUGGCUGGAAACUCUAGUUAGAGUAUUCUGGUUGAUGAAGUACUGGAUAACAGAGAUUUUACUGUAGAAGCUGGUGGUGAUUUGGGGGAGAUCUUGCACAUAAAUUAAUUACAGGAAAAUUAUUGUGCAGGCAGAAGGUAAGAUGCUGUACCUUUCUUCUCCCAUGGAGCAUGGGGCCCCUUGCACCUUCUCCUCAAUGGAAAUGACAUACCUGGAUUCUGAGACUGCCGUCCUUAAAAAGUGAGAGGCCUGUUUAUUCACAUUAUAGGUUAGAGACAGUUUUGCAAACCUCGAUAAGGUUGACUGGCAGCAUAUUAUAUUCUGAUGUUCAUUUCAUGCUAGAAAUUAGGUUUUUCUGAGAUGCCUUCCACUUCCCUGCUAAGUAACCAAGCACACUUAAAAUCCCAGAUAGUGUUAAGCACACUCAAGGACACAGGUGAGUUGACCAACUUUCAAAUGCGUAUUUUUUAUUCUAAAUAAAGCCAUACACACACCAAAUGUAUCUUGGAUAUGCACUAAUUAAAAACAUAUUAAAGAAUAGCUUAAGUUCUAUACAGCAAAAAGUACUUUACAUGUUAGUAGGGUUUAACUCUACAUUAUCUUGGCUGCAAAAUAAUGCUUUGUAAGCUAGUGUUAGAAAAAAUAUUGUUUGCAAGUAAGUUAUUUUGCCUGUAAACUUCUGAAAAUAAGUUAAGUACACCUUGGUCUCAAUGACAUACAAAGCUGUUACAUUUACUAGAUUGCCAUAACAUGGCUUUAUUCACAGAUUUGCUGUAGACAAACCUCUGAACUGACAGUUCAUUUCCUCUAGAUAAACACCACCAGUGGACUGCAAAUACUGAGUGCAUUCCAAGUGUUAUAAACUCACACACGUUUACCAAAGGACUCUUGUAAUUAUACUUUACACCACCACUUGGAGAACCUACUUCACAGCUUGGUAAAUCCCAACACACAUGAUUUAAGGCUGCUGAAGGGGCAUGAAUGGUACAACUACACUCACAAUCUGGUUCAUCAUUUAUUUACCAGCCAGUGGCACAAAGACUAGGAUUGCUUUUGGUCCCUCUGCUUUUAUAUAAAUGUGCAGUGAUAGGGCCUUGCCCUCUCUACCAGAGCAUACCUUAUGGAGCUUCCUGCAGAAUAUUUUCUACCCUUCCAACUGCAGCAUUCUUGUAAGGCAGUCUCUUUCCUCCUGCUCUGAAAUCUAUCUAAGGUAUUCCUGUACGUGAAAUGAUCACAUUUCCUUCAAAAGCACAAAUGACUGACCUGGGACUGAACUUUUAAGAUGUCUGACUAAAUAGGAAAGAGUGAACACCUCAUGGUUUUCCUUUUCAACAAAAAGAUGUAAUUUAAUACAGAAGAGUAAUUAGGAACAUUAAAUCUCUAAAACAACCAAGCAGAGUUGCUAAUGCAGUGGUGAGGGAACACUACUCAGAGCCUAGAUUGAAUACUGAGUCACUUUAACACUGUGUGUAACAAGCUCAUUUUUAACUUAAGUUCACAUUAAAUUAGAACAACAAUUUAAAUCAAUUUUCUGCUUUGGCAAAUACCACAAGAAAAAAUUGCCAUGAGGAAUCUUGCUGAAGAAGUUAAAGAAACCCCUAAAGGCACUGAACUUUCCUCUAGCAACAGUGCUACAACACUGCUCUAACACAUGACAUGAAUUUUAUAUU